UCUGCACAUGAGAUCAUGGCGGCAACCACAGAGUACAAUUCCAAUGCGAGCUUCUCACAUGCUCAGAUACUCAAACUCAGUUUUCAACAGUUGUUUCCCUUGAGAGUUUUCUCCAUCAUUUCUAUUGUCUUCGCUAUUUUGUAUACUUUGAAUCGUCAUCUGUCUUACAAGGAUGGAUUGCCUCUUGUGAAUCGGUGUUUCGCUCUGGAGCCUCGAGUUUUCUCUCGGUGGCGCUGGGCGUUCCGCUCCGACAAGAUCCUUGAUGAAGCAUACGAGAGGUAUAAAGGACGGCCUUACCGACUAGCUCGCGGAGAUGCAGACAUAGUGGUCCUUCCAGAUGAUAUGAUUGGGGAGCUGAACAAGCUUCCCCAGAGCGCAAUUAGUUCGAGAAAGUCGCACUCUUCCUCUUUGACUGGCUAUCUCAACGGUAUGGAUGUGGUAAAAGAGACAAAUCACCAUGUCAAGCUGCUACUUGCACGUGUGACCCCCGCUCUUCCUGGCCUGCUGCCAUCAAUCAAAACGCGGGUUCAGCAAACGAUAACUGAAAAUCUCCCACAAAAAGAAAAAUCGUGGACGGAAAUUCAGCCAGUCAACAUGAUUGUUCACUGCAUCAGUCAAGCUGUUACAUUGACUACAUUUGGUCCUCCAAUCUGCGACAAUCCCGAACUUAUUCGCCUAUGUUAUGAGCAUACGCUCAAUGUGUUUUCAAUCAUGUUCUUCAUGCGCCUUGUUCCACGCUUCAUGCAGCCAGUUCUUGUUUGGAUGACUCCUUUCAAGUGGCGACUGGAGCGGAGCUGGAAAACGUUGGAGAACUUCGUUGUACCCGAGGUUGAAUUCCGCAGGGAAGACCCAUCAAAACGCUGCAAAAACCCCGAUUUGAUAUCCUGGAUGAUAUAUGAAGCUAAAAACGAGGAAGAGAGAGACGGAUAUAUGUUGACUCGAUUGGUGGGAUCUGUUAUUGCUGGAGGCACCUACAGUUCAGCGGCCUUUGUUACUGGUGUCAUUGCUGACCUUGUUGGGCAUCCACACUUCCUGGAGGAGAUACGCGAGGAGAUACAGGAAACGCACAAGCGCUGUGGGGGAGAGUGGGAUGUCGCAGCAUUCAAUUCCCUUGAUAAGCUCGAUUCAGCCUUGAAGGAGACAUCCCGCCUUGCCCCGGGUAGCAUGCUUGUAUAUUCUCGCUUUAUCGAGGAGCCUAUCGUGCUCUCGACAGGCCUACAUCUCCAACCAGGACAAUUCAUCACUACGUCUGGACAUAGUCUUGCCAUGGACCCUGACAUUUUCCCUAACCCACGUGUCUAUAACGCGCUCCGUGCUUACGAGGAGGGGCUGGCUGUGCAUCGAGCGCAGCCAUUCCGGAGCGUCGAUAGCAAGGACCAUCGGUGGGGCGCUGGCCGGUGGGCAUGUCCGGGAAGGUCGAUUGCCAGCUUGGUAAGCAAGGUCAUCCUCGUCAAAUUGCUGGAUGAAUACGAGUUCUCCUUUGUGGCCAACCGUCUAGGUGUGCCGACAAGACCAGCCACACAGAUCACGCACGAGUUUGUUUUCAUGAGUCCUGACUCCAAAAUGUUGGUUCGUCGGAGAGCGAAGAAUUCUGGAAUAGCAUAUUGA
This is a messenger RNA of Periconia digitata, 1608 nucleotides long. The record is from the annotation of a GenBank genome assembly. NCBI's taxonomy places the organism in Eukaryota, Fungi, Ascomycota, Dothideomycetes, Pleosporales, Periconiaceae.